This is a messenger RNA of Acipenser ruthenus (sterlet), 1187 nucleotides long. RefSeq names its product CD276 antigen-like. NCBI's taxonomy places the organism in Eukaryota, Metazoa, Chordata, Actinopteri, Acipenseriformes, Acipenseridae. The record is from RefSeq and is a predicted model, not a curated record. The coding region runs from base 33 to 839 and encodes 268 amino acids. The transcript is spliced from 4 exons.
UGGAAUCGAAGGUCUUGCUCUGUCUCUAUCCUAUGAACAAGCUGCUGUUCAUACACGUUUGGCUGCAUGUCUGUGUUGCAGUUACAGUGCCCCGGUCUCCAGUGACGUCACCUCCCGGCAGUGAUGUCACUCUCAGCUGCUCUUUCUCCUAUAAAGCGGGGGCUGAUCUCACCAGAGUGGUGGUUACCUGGCAACGCCCUCCUGCCGAUCAUGUCGUCCACAGUUUCUAUUACGGUCAGGACCAGCUGGCUCUGCAGAAUGAAACCUACAGGAAUCGGACCCAGCUGUUCCCAGAGCAGCUCAGUGUGGGGAACGCCUCCCUCAGACUGAAACAGGUGCGGGGGGAGGAUGAGGGCUGGUACACCUGCUCUGUCACCAACCAAGUGGAGAGCACCAAGGGAGACGUGCAGCUCAUAGUGGCAGCUGAAUUCAGCGAGCCUCAGCUGGUCGUUACUGACAGUCCGGACAGUCCAGACAAGGCUCUCCUGAGCUGCAUCUCCACAGGAUACCCCAGCGCUUCAGUGCAGUGGCUGAAUGAGACAGGAUGUGACAUCACAGAGAGCAGCAGGACUAGCCAAUCCCUGGCCAGGGAUGGGCUGGUGGAAAUCACAAGUCACAUUCUAGUGUCCAGGGAUGCUAAUUAUACCUGUGUUCUUACCCACAGCCGACUGAACCAAACCCUCAUGAAGACGAUCACCUUAACAAAGAAGGGUUAUCCGGACAGGCAUCGCAUUGUUUCAUGGGUUGUCUUGACAGUGGUAGGGGUAGCAACAGUGAUCAUUGCAAUCUGUCUGCUUUUCAAGCGCCGCUGUAUGCCAGCACACCAACAGAGCCAAUAGAAUAUGCCCUGUCUGAUUUAACGGGUUCCAGGGGUCCAUCAGAUGUGUAAAAGUAUCACAUCUCAGGGAGUUGUUCUCGUACAUUGCAGUUGCUUUAUUAACAGCUGGGCAGUAUUGAGCAAUACCGGACCGCUCAAGGGUGUAAUGCAGCCCUGACGCCACAGGCACCUUAUCGUCCCUGGAAGGUGCGGUAUUUCCCAAUAACGCCCAACCUGUCGGGUCGCUUAGAAAAUGGGCAACUGGUUACGAAAAAAAAAGACAGAAACAGAUUUUAUGGUUUAAAACUUGAACAUUCAGAGGCUCAAGGAUAUCUAUCCAGUUGAAAAGGCACUUAAACUGGUACUUUUU